UUGGAGAAAUUAGAGAAAUUUCCUCAUUGGAGAAAUCUGCCUUCUCUAUAUUAUUCGUCACCUCGUUAGUUUCGUUUUCAGCAUCCAACUCCAUCUUUGAAGAGGAAAAGCAAAUAUAGUGAAAUAUUAAAAGUCUCGAGAAUAAUAACGUCGAUAAUGCCUGUGCUCUUCCUAAAUCAGUGAAAGUUUGUUUUGUUGCGGUUGUCCUGGAAACUAACCCUGUGAGCCAAUCCGCGCCGCCCUGACCCUCGCUCAUUAAUAUUAACAAGCAGGAUGUGCGGCGAGGCUGCUGGUGCGCAGGCGCGGAGUUCUGCCUCCAACAACAAGAAGCAGGAGCCAGGCAACAUGGCCGACCUGGGGAAGAAGUACUGCGUUAACUGCCUUGCAGACGUUACAAAUCUGCGGCUUCGCUGCACCGACUGUCCGGACAUCGAGCUGUGCCCGGAAUGCUUCUCAGCAGGUGCGGAACUCGGGAAUCACCGCAGAUGGCACGGCUACCAGCAGGUCGACGGCGGUCGGUUCUCUCUCUGGGGUCCCGAGGCGGAGGGAGGAUGGACCAGCAGGGAAGAGCAGUCGCUGCUCGAUGCCAUCGAGCAGUAUGGCUUUGGAAACUGGGUACAUCAAUUUUUAACUUAUUUACUCUACAUAUAUUUAAAAAUGCCAAAAUGACCGACCAAAGUUAAGUUUCUGUUGCUGAGAAAACAUGAACGGUAAAAGUUGUUGAGUGAAACUGUCGCUGUGACCCUUAUGAGAAACCUCAAUACACUCGGACUGUUAAAGUUAGGCGACUAAAAUUAGGCGGUAUAACUUGAGUUAAACUAUUACAGAGGACAAAUUCUAGUAUUUGCUUUCAUUAUAUGUUAUUUAUUUCAUAUUCAGUAUAAAAGUUGUAAUAUUGCUCAUUAGACAGUUGGGCUGGUAAAAAGAGCCCGAAAUAUGAGAUGACAAGGGUCACUUCGGUGUCUAGAGAUACUCAGUUAGUAUAAUUCUUUGAAAAGGGACAUAGAAAACUAAAUUGUUAAAAUAUAAGUUAAAAAAAUUUAGUUUCUAAGUAAAGCUGAGAUACAGUGAGAUAUGGGACUUCAAUAUAUGUCAAGGUAAAAACUAUGUAAGUCCUGCUGGGCCAGUAAAAGUGUGAGGCGAGUGUGUUUUAGCUUUUAUACAAGUUAUUUAAAGCAUAACCAGUAUGGAAAAUCAGGAAAAAAAAAUAUUUUACAGUUUUUAUAUUGAAUGAAAAGAGCUAAUGUUUUGUUUUAAAGCAUGUGGUAUUGAUAAAAAAAACUCAUAACCUUGAUUCAAAUGACAUGGAAGAAUGAUUUAGUCAACACCUGGUGGAUGACUUUUGAUGGGUUAGUAAGCCACUUUGUCUAAUCCCCUGAACUGUUUGGGUUAAAUAAAAUAGCACUGCGUUGGAAAAUAAGUUAUUGAAAUGAACAAAAUCACACCUGCAAAAAGGCAUUUGCAUGGAUAUAUUUGGAGAAAAACAGCCAUGAAGAGGUGCAGAUGUCUGUUUUUUUGUUCCUUAAAAGAGUUGAAAAUAUCAAAGGUUACCCAUUGAUAAAUUGUGUCAGCACUACUCUUGCCUUAUUUGGUCUUUCCUGUUGCCUUUCAGGAGGACAUGGCUGCUCAUGUGGGAGCAACCAGAACCCCUCAAGAAGUCAUGGAGCAUUACGUCACCAUGUACAUCCACGGAAACUUGGGUAAGGCAUGCAUCCCUGACAGCAUUCCCAACAGGGUGACAGACCACACAUGCCCAAGUGGGGGUCCUCUGUCUCCCAGCCUCACAACACCACUACCACCGCUGGAUAUCAGCCUGGCAGAGCAGCAGCAGCUGGGCUACAUGCCGCUACGUGAUGACUAUGAGAUUGAGUAUGAUCAGGACGCAGAAAAGCUCAUCAGUGGGCUGUCUGUGAACUACGACGAUGAGGAUGUGGAGAUAGAAAUGAAACGGGCUCAUGUGGACAUGUAUGUGCGUAAGCUCAGAGAACGCCAGCGACGCAAGAACAUUGCCCGAGACUACAACUUAGUGCCUGGGUUUCUGGGCCGAGACAAGAAAGACAAGGAGAAAGAGAAACCAGGUACGCUGGGGGUGAUUGGAACAGGUGGGGUUGGAGGGGGAGGAGCUGGAGGUGGAACUGUUGGAUCUGGAUCCAUGACAGCAGCAGGAGCAGGCCCAGUUCCAAGUACCCCCAAAAGGAAGAUCACAAAGGAAGAGAAGGAGCAGAGGGUGAGACUGAGGGGACUCUGCCAGUUCAUGGCCCAUAGGGAGUUUGAAGACUUCUUUGAGAACAUGCAUAAAGAGCGAGUGCUGAGGGCGAAGGUGCGUGAGCUGCAGCGAUACCGCCGCAAUGGCAUCACCCGCCUGGAGGAAUCUACGGAGUAUGAAGCAGCGCGCCACAAAAGAGAGAAACGCAAAGAGAACAAAAGUGUGGUUACAUCCAAACGUGGCAGCGGAGGAGGGGGCGGACUUGGCUCCGGGAUCGGACUUGGAGGAACUGGGGGAGGUGGAGGUGUGGCGGGAGGGUUGGGUGUUGGAGGGGGGAUCAAAGAAGAGGGCAAAGAUGGCGAGUUUUCUGCGAUUGAGAAUCUGACGGGCUUUGAGCUGCUGUCGGACCGGGAGAAGGUGCUGUGUAACUCUCUGAACCUCAGCCCGGCACGCUACCUGACUGUCAAAACUAUUAUCAUCAAGGAUCACCUGCAGAAAAGGCAGGGCAUCCCGGCCAAGAGCCGACUGCCCAGCUACCUGGACAAGGUGCUCAAGAAGCGCAUCUUCACCUUCCUCACAGAGAGCGGCUGGAUAUCUAGAGAUGCCUCAUAAUGAGACAUUUCCAGUAAGGAAGGAAUAGUGUAAUGGUUUACUAUACACUCUUUGGGGAGGACUAAACUGCUGUUUCUCAUCAAUAUUUCUAAGGUGACUUUGUAAAUAUGUAGAAUACAGAAAGAGGGGGAUACCCAACUGAAAAAAUAUUUUCAUACAAGAGCUAGGAGCAAAAUUCAGCUUAUAUUUCUACAUUUGGAAUUGGAUGGUGGUGAAAUACAACACUGGGUUUAAAAAUCUAUGUCUGAUGGUAACUACAAUACUUAAAAUUUUCUAUAGUUGCAGGAUUUUCUGGACCCAAUUUUGGCAGAUGAUUCACUUUGAGGUCAUAGAGAGUACGUUUACACUGUAGAUGUAGCAGGGUCUAUCAAACUUGUGCUUGUUUUUGCAACUGAAAAACUCAUAUUAUAGUCUUUUCUGAUCAAAGUAUAAAAAGAUAUAUAAAGAUAGAGGCAUCUUUACAGUCAGAUACAGCUGGUAAAUCUCUCCUCUGAAGCCACCAAACGUCAUUAACCAAUACAGCAAUUUUACUGAAACAGAAGCUGCAGGUGUGUUGCUUCUGUGAUUGGUUAAUUUUUUGUGCUACUGUGUGUCUUUGGAUUUUAAUAGUUAAUUCGUAUCCAAGACAGUGUUUGUGUAGCAGUCUGUAACAUUAUAAAGAAUUCUGAUUGAGGCAGCUGAAGCCAAGCUGUCAAUAUAUUGCAGGUUAAAUUGCUGGGUUUUUUCCUCAAUGGAGUUUGGUGCUUUUGGAGGAAGACUCGAGCAGCUGUAAUAAUCCCAGUCUUUGAAAUAAAGGUCCGUCUAAAAGUGUCCUUUGUGGCACUUUGAUUUUCAAUGAGAGCUCAUCGUCAGCAAAAACAAGUACGUUCACAGGACUACUCUGUGUAUCGGCUGCUGCCUGAAAUCCUGCACAAAAGCAGCUCAUUCUGUCGUCAUCUUGACCCAAAAAAGAUGUCAAAUUUAAAGAGAAAGCCCACCGUCCCAAUAUUACUGCUUUGCAUGUUUCCCAAAUGGUCUGUAGAACAGAUGUUACCUGCCCCUCUUUGACAGUUUGUGUUUUUAAUGUUAACCCUGCAUCUGUCUCAAAGGCAGCGCCAUAACAGCAGCAAUGGUGACUCAUUUCAUUUUCCUGCUUUUUUUUUUUUUUGUUAGAGCUGCGCUGAGCGGUGGCUACCGAGCUAUUUAAAUGUAAAUGAAGUUAUUGAAAUGGAUGUUAUUUCACAGUAGGAGCAAAAGCCCCAAAAUCAUCGAGAAAGGCGUGUGGAUAUGGAGAUUUUACCGAAGCAGGAAUAUGGCCUAGAUUCAUAUUCUGUCCCUCAUUACUAUGUCUUACUGUGGUGGAAAUUUUGGCUGAAAAUGCAAGUCAUUAGUGAAAUGAUAUCACCGUGUUUCUCCUAUCUGUGUACAAUUCUGUUUAAAAACUGCAGCUGAUUUUAAAUGAUAACUUGCUGAUAAUCUCGAUUCCUUUUACUGUCAAAAAUGCCAGCAAAAUUGUCCAUUUUUUAAAAAUCUCAGCAACACCCUCUUACCCUUUAGAUCUAUAGUGUUGUCUUUAAGCUAUUGGUACUACAUGAUAUGCUUUUUCAAUACCAUUUACAACCAUGCAUUGUAUUUUGUUUUCAUUCACUGUUAUAUGCAGGCUCAAAUGCUUAUCAAGCACCAUAUAUCUGCAAAUCCACACCUGAAAAUAGUCCCCAGCAGAAUCACUCUGAAAUACUUUUUAAGGUUAAAGCUCCUGUGAGGAACUUUGUGUCAGUUUUGGCGCCCCCUGUAGAUGAUCCAGCCUUUGCUUACUUUGUCCUCAAAGUUCUUGGGUAGUGUCUUCUUACGAAAAAUUGAAACCGACUGACUUUGGAGUCAAAUAUAUGAUAUUUCUAUGUGUACUUAUUGUGUGAAAUAUAAAAAAGGGUCUGUUUCUUCAGCUGCCUGACUGACACCUACCCCCAUUGCAACAAUUUCAGGCAUUAAAAUUAUUUUGUAUAAAUCUACACUUAUGUUGCUAAUGAUAUUGUUUAUUUUUGUAUAUCAUAAAUAGGCAUUAGUGUAGAUUUCAGCCUAUUUCACAAAUGUCAAAAAAAUCCCCCACAGGAGCUUUAACUGCCAGUUAUUUACAAAGCUCAGCUGUUUUAGGAUAGAUGUACGUCUUUUCGAUUAUAUAUUAAUGCUGUUAAUGAAUAUCACACCUUUCUUCAAAGCUGUUGGACUUCAGAUGCCUUCAGAUAAAGAAAGCUUUCACGUGUUACAAUGUGAGUUGGUUUCUCUGGGGUUUGUCGACAGUAAAAAAGAGGGUGUAUUUCCAGGCUUAUCCUAAUGUGGAGAAAAAAAUCAAAGUUUUCUCCAGGGUACAAUGGGCACAAGUUUCAAAUUCAAUGGGAUUAGUAUUGCAAAGAUACCUCGUGAUUUAAAAAUGACCCCCCAUCUUUUGUAGUCCCUGUAGCGAAUACUGAGCCUUUGCAAAGAGUGAAAUACACUCCAGACUGUAUGCUGCCACAUUUCCCUUUUUUAAUUUUUUUCAGGCUUUUUAAUCUCUAACACAAUUAACAACUUUCAGUGCAAAAAGCAGAACUAAUAUGUAGAUUUGCACAGGACUUAAACGAAAAACACACAAAGAAUAUAUAUCUUUGAAUCGUUCCUAGUCGGUCAUCUCAGUGUGUACACUUGCUCCAUGUUCAGACUAGAUUUCUAUAGAGCUGGUUCACUGAAAACACUGAUUGAGUAACAUAUCAAGCAACUGGGCUGUUCAGGGGAGUUUAGUUUUAUUUCCAAUCAAGAGCUGACCUAAAACUAACAGAUAAAUCUGACAGCUCUAAAUUUGACUCUAGGGUUUCUACAAGAGGGUGUUUUUUUCUGCAUGUGCAACCAAAUGUUCCCAAAGUGGUGUGUGUUUGGCAUUGUAUUUUUUUUCCUAUUGUGGGACACAUUUUGUAAGGGGAGGGUUUGCUUACUUAAUGUCACAAAUGUAAAUAGUUUUGUAAGAUAAACUUGAAAAAAAAGUAUAAUUACUGACUUGUGAAAUGUACAGUAUUUUGUGUCAGAAAAUUUUAUAGCUUUUGUAAUAAAAAGUAGAUUUGGAUCACAGAGAGGCAUUUUUUGAAGGUGUAGUGGUGGCAUGCUGAUGAGUCUGAUGCUGUCUAUCUGUUGAGUUGUCCUGUUACUUCGUUGUUGCAAAUAACAAGGCGUGUUUGGAGAUGUAUUAAAAGUGCAGAUACUUUAUCAUUCUGAAUAUUCUCAUUUUCACUUCAUUUUCUGAACGGUGAAAGUAAAGCUUCCCCAUCCUAACAAGAGGGGACUUGUCACCGAAGCUUGGAGAGAUCCACCAGAGAAGCAUGUCAAUUAGGUGAAAUCGCUCACAAUGAUUGCAUUCACAGAAAAACAAGUCUUUAUUUUUUAACUCUGCAGGUUUCAUUAGAGGAAAAUGAGUGUAAUUUAGGCCUAAAAGAGCAUCUCCAAAGAUUGGUAUUUUGUGAAAAAUGUCUUUAUUUUGCAAUAGCUUUGAGUUAGUAAAGCAGAA
Xyrichtys novacula (pearly razorfish) is the source of this 6329-nucleotide messenger RNA. The record is from the annotation of a GenBank genome assembly. NCBI's taxonomy places the organism in Eukaryota, Metazoa, Chordata, Actinopteri, Labriformes, Labridae.